CAGACACACGGAGUGCCUGGUCUGCAGACAGACACACAGCAAAACAGGCUGUCGUACCAGUGGAGAUACAUAGACAGGCAGGAAAGGCGUGAGGCAGACAGACACACGGACACACGGACAGACAGACAGACAGACAGACAGACAGACAGACAGACAGGCAGACACACGGACAGACGUGCCUCCAAGUAGACUGCCGGACCAGUGGAGAUAACAGACAGGCGGACAAACAGCCAGGACACAAGACAGGAAGCCAGGACACAAGACAGACAGACAGACAGACAGACAGGCGUCAAGGAGUCAAGGCAGACAGACGGACAGGAAGCCUGCAGACAGACAGACAGACAGGCGUCAAGGCAGACAGACAGACAGGCGUUAAGGCAAACAGACAGACAGACAAACAGCAGACAGACAGACAGACAGGCGUCAAGGCAGGCAGACAGGCAGACAGGCAGCUAUGGAGCCUGGGGAGCAGCAGAGGCGUUGGUUCUUCCACAGGUGCAGGACCUCUGGAGACAUGAAGGGAGUUAGUAUCCUGGUGGCGCUCCUGCUCGGUGUUUGGGGGGCUCAGGCGCUGGAGAUGUCGGUUGGCAAGGUGACGACCAUCGAGGCGAUGAAUGGGAGCUCCGUCCUGCUGCCCUGCACCUACGCCAGCUGCAUCGGAAUCUUCAACCUGGAGUUCAACUGGGCCUAUAACAAGACUGACUACAUGAUUCGGGGCCUGAUCCCAAUGGAGGGUAAAGAUGCACGAAUCCAUAUGUACCCAGAAUGGUCGGACCGCGUGGAGUUUGUGGGCAACACCAAGACCAACAACAACAUCUCCAUCGUCUUGAUGAACAUCACGUUUGAGGACGCCGGGGAGUACACCUGCUUUGGCAAGAACCCCAAAGAGAAGAACAGCAAACACAGCGCCACACUCACCCUAGUGGUGGUGGACGAAAAUGUGUACAUCAGGCGCUACCUACGCGACCCAGUGGACAACACCAUCACCACCAUCAUCAUGUCUGUGGUGGGAGCCAUCAUUGGACUCCUUGUUUUGGUCAUGGCCGUCAAAUCGCUUGUCACCCGCUUUGUCCUGGACAAGAAUAAGGAGCCCCUGGUCAGCUCUACAGCCAACGACAACUCAGAGAACGGCCUGAACAGCUCCAAAGCAGAGGACAAGCCUAAGCCAAAAGCAUGAGAGGAGCGGAGAGGAGAGGAGAAGAGGGCGCCUCGUACCACGUGCCAGUGUGGCCGAGUGUGUGUGUGUGUGUGUGUGUGUAUGUGUGUGUCGACAUAUUACUGUGUGUAUAUAUGUACACAUGCAAAUAUGUAUAUACACAUAUAUGAAUAUAAUGGGGAAGAAGAGAGAGGAGGGAGGAGGUGUGUACAGACAGAGAUGAAUAUAACUAUGGACUGCUUUACUCUCUUCACCCACAAGGGGAAAUGUUAUGUAUAUUGUUUGAAGCAUAUAUUUUUUUAAAUUAAUUUUCUUAUCCUAACUACUUUGAAUUGCGCUUGAGACUGGAUUUAUGGAACGUUUGUUGGACUGGAUUAUAAGCAUCCCCAUGGCAACGUCCCCUAGUGAACAGACAACAUAAUAGUGUAAAAUAGUGAAAGCCCCAUCUGGGAAUUUCCCAUUGCCAUGGUGACACAGCACUGAUGAAAGACACGAUGCUGAUGUGCUCUUAUUUUACAUGGAGAGUAGACCGGGUUUGCAUAAAUAACUUUGCACAACAAUGUAAGUCUGUAUAUCUUGUUUGUAGAGAUCAUGUUUUUAAAUAAUUGGUGUAGGGACAAUGUGAAAGCCUUUUAAAGGGGUAUGUCACUAUUUUGGGGCUUAAUACAGUUAAAAUCGUUGGCCAGGGUUUAUAAAGGUGGUAAAGUGUCUUAUUUUUCAUGUUAAGACAAGUUAAAAGAGGGAAUAUGUCGCUAAGCUAGUGAAAGUCAAUGGAUCCGUGCUAAGCGACAUGUACUGUAUUAUAUUAAGCCCCAAAAUAGUGGCAUACCCCUUUAAGGAACCACAGCUGCUGUCACUCCUGUUCACCUGCACUGUAACAUCCACACACAGAGAGUGCAUCUUAAUAUGUCCUUAUGACCUUGCCUCCUCCGCUUGCCUCCUCCGCUUGCUUCUCGUCAUGAUGACAUCACUGACAACAGCAUUAUAUUUCAAUAUCUUACAAAAGCUCAAUUGUAGAGUCUUUUCUCAUUUGCAAUUUGGAUGGUGAAUGAAAAACAGUCUCUCAAAAGUUGUUGUGGCUAGGCUGACAGCUGGGAAACUUUAUCGUUUUCUCCACGGAGGAGGGGCCAGGAAGCGGGACGAGGAGACAAGCACAAGUGGAGGAGGCAAGGUCGCAUAUGAAGACACACUCACACUGCCACGGUCUGGCCAAAGUUUCACUGGCACGCUGCAGACCCGUCUCACCUCAGCAGUACACAUCAGCCACAGCUGUGGGAGAGAUAUUUUACCCUUUAGAUAUUUUAGUGUUUCUUAGAUGCGUAUUAACCUGAUAAUGUAUUUUUAAACGCACACACACACAUAUUUGUGUGCGCUCUCAUAAGCAUUCCAAAACAAAUAUUAAGAAGGCAAACAAAGAAAAACAAUAAACAAAUUACAAUAUAAAUAGACAAUCCCCUUGAAAAUAUCCCCAUUCCCUCCAAAAAAAAAUUGAAUGAACAUUUCCACCGCUGCUUUGAAAACAAGACUAAAAAAAAAGAGCAUUUAACGCUCAGAGGUCUGAGUGCCGUCCAGAGGGCAAUUUGACAUGUCUCCAAAAACAAAUCUGUAACUCUGUGAGUUUUUGUCAUUGGAACAUAUAAGUCACAUCAUUAGAAACCUCAGACCUUCCAGAUAUAUAUAUACCCAAUAGCUGGCCCAAUUUAAAGAAAGUGAAAAGAAAUCUUCAAAUAUUCUGUACUCUCUGCCUGUAGCAGCCACACUUAUAGCUAUUCACAUGUAAAGUACCGGUGCUUGAGUGGCUAUUCAGACAGGCGCGGUUCUUGCAUUGAGGCGUUGCUAGGCAACCGCCUUAGGCCCUCAGCUUAGUCUCCAGCUGUAGGGGCCCCCUCUGUCCCCUUUGCAAAUUUCACAUGGGCCUAUAGCUGGUAAUUGGGCCCCUUUGGACAGUAAUUCACAGAUUAAUGGUGAUUUUCAUAAAUAAUGAAUUUUGUAUGUUUAAAUUGGAAACAAGAACAACACAAUACAUUACAAAAAAAUACUGAUUCUGUGCACACCCUCUCUUUCGAGUUAAAAUGGACUAUUCCAUCCUUGCGUGCCAUGUGCGCCAGGCCAGUUCCCAAACAUUCAUACAAACACGUCUUCAGAUGAGGAGGAUAACAGUCAAGUGCCACACUCAACAAACUCUUCAAGGUCAGUAACAUCAAGCGGAGCACAAAAAAUAGGAAGGCACAAGACAUUUGCAGACAGCGUUUGCUAUGUUCAAUGUUGUUAGACUAAACGCAGCGUCACCACUUAAAAGAAACAAUUAACACCCAUAGAAGAAAACACCAGCCCUAACACCGGCAACCCCCUGAUUUUUUUUUCACAAUGCUAUGAGAAGUUGAGCAAGAAAGGAAAGCAGGCAAGAAAGCAACUCGCACAUUGAGCGUGGAGUAGGUUACUCGAUACUUCGAAUAGACUUCUCAGGCGCGCGAGCACAGGGAGAGUGAAGGCUGUGUUUCUGUUUAUCUUGUGCACGCACGUCUUCAAAGGGUUUGUUCGGGCGAAAGCUUGACAGAGAGCGCGUCUUUUGGUUUAUGUAGUAAAAGUAUCCUUGAUUAGUUUUUGGAACUUAGGGUGUCUAUAACGUCCACGAAGACAAUAUCCACGUGAAAAGGCAAGCGCCUACAAACCGCUGUUAUGUUAGAAAAUGUGUGCACCUGUCGCCUACUCUGUCAAAUUCCCACAGCGACAUUUAAAAGUCUACCAUGAUAUCCAACAUAGCCUACAACAUAGGCUAUGAGAAGUGCAGGCAAGAUGGCAACUCGCGCAUUGAGCGCGGAAUUUGCUACUUCGAUUACCUGCCACGGGCACACGAGCGAGGGGAGCGUGAACUGUGUUUCUGUUUAACCUGACUGCACGCGUGUCUCUUCUCAAUGGGUCUGUUCAGGCAGGCUUGGGUCAGGGCGACCGUUUGACAGAGAGCGCGCUUUUUGGUUUAUUCAGUAAAUAUCUCCUUGAUUAGUUUUGGAAAGUUUUAAUGUCUAACACCCAAGAGGACAAUAUCCACCUGAAAACGCCAAAUGCCUGCAAACCGCUUUCUGUCAGAAAAGAGUGUCCACCUGUCGCUUAUCCUACUACUGUCUACUCCCCACAGCAGCACUUCAAAAUCCUCCAUGAAAUCCCAAAUCAACGUCACUUCAAAUAGGUGACAGCAAGCAUGGACAUAUGAAAUAACACUUCAGUGAGGGGGGGAAAUCACUCUGCUCUCAUAUCAAAGUGAAAGUGGGAUUACAAAUUUCACAUUUCAGUUUGUUCAAUUUUUGCAUGAAAAGUUGCAAAUAUUCAUUGAAAUGUGUCCAGAAAGGGUUGUAGCCCAAGGUUUUUUUUUUGUUGAUAAUAAUUUUUUUAAUGGAAAAUCGUGAUCUAAAAUAAAAAAUAUCGAAAAAGAGAGUUUAUGUAAAAAAAAUGUGAUAUGAAAUGGGCCGAUGGGCCCCCUAACUAAAUUCGCCUUAGGCCCCCAAAUUGCUAAGUCCGCCACUGUAUUCAGAGGUGACAACACGCCCCUUUCAUCUAGGAUAAACACAGCCAUGCUGCUCACUUGGCCACAGGACAAAGAGAGUGGCAGGGGGGUGUGCUAUCAGAGCACAUGGAGAUUGACAGGGGGAUGUGGGCCAUUAGAGGUUUUUCACACCUAUCUCAUUAGUAUUCAAAUGAGACAGGCAGUGGCAUGACAUAGUCUUUCUUUUUUGCAUUUUGUAUGAAAACAACAAAACAUUUCUAAAUGCCCUUUUUACUUUUAUGCAGCCAACACAUUUGUUUACAAGAUUCAAACUUCAAAAGUCUUGGCUAGAUACAUUUAUUGUGUGUUUUCUUGCACUUUUUGAAGACCUCUGAAACCUGUUGUUUUGUACAGUUGUGUUUAUACUCAAUUUAAAUAAAACAUGU
This is a messenger RNA of Engraulis encrasicolus (European anchovy), 5083 nucleotides long. Its product is annotated as sodium channel subunit beta-4-like. Gene Ontology annotation, molecular function: sodium channel regulator activity; transmembrane transporter binding. Gene Ontology annotation, biological process: cardiac muscle cell action potential involved in contraction; regulation of ventricular cardiac muscle cell membrane repolarization; regulation of sodium ion transmembrane transporter activity. Lineage: Eukaryota; Metazoa; Chordata; Actinopteri; Clupeiformes; Engraulidae. Gene Ontology annotation, cellular component: plasma membrane; voltage-gated sodium channel complex. The transcript is spliced from 5 exons. Bases 455 to 1177 code for a protein of 240 amino acids. The record is from RefSeq and is a predicted model, not a curated record.